Pleurotus ostreatus (oyster mushroom) is the source of this 1173-nucleotide messenger RNA. RefSeq lists its product as uncharacterized. Bases 1 to 1173 code for a protein of 390 amino acids. The record is from RefSeq and is a predicted model, not a curated record. NCBI's taxonomy places the organism in Eukaryota, Fungi, Basidiomycota, Agaricomycetes, Agaricales, Pleurotaceae. The transcript is spliced from 4 exons.
AUGCCCACCCUUUCGCUACGCAAUACUUACAUACUCUCCCUUUGGUUAGCAAUUGUCUUUCCUUUCGUGGGCCUAUUCACGGCACUCCUUGUCGUGGCGGCCCCCAAUAGUCAGCUUUGCGCUCGCGGACAAAACGUUGUCGACAGCACGCCGACGUGCAAGGCCACUGCCUCUCCGCGGGUAUUUCAACCGGCCUCCUUUAACGCCUCUAAGUGGAUCUGGACUGGCGAGAACUUGACACCAGGAGGUAACAAUAUCAUCAGCACUCGACCUCUGAGGAAGAAUAUCACGACUCCUUGCGACAAGUGCGCCGUCUGCGCCACCAUCAUAGUAGCUUCUGACGACGCUCACACGUUCUACGUCAAUGGUGUUCGUAUCGGCGCUGGUGGGAACUGGAAACAGGGUCAGGCCCUGUUCGUAGCGUUACAACCAUCCUGGAACCUCUUUGCGAUCGCUGGUCAGAAUACCGUCGUCAAUAGUCCAGCAGGUAUCAUGGCCACGAUUUUGAUUCACUAUUCGGAUGGCACAAGCGGGACCUUCAUCACUGACGAGUCGUGGAGAACCCUCCGAGCUGCGCCCCCCGCCAAUUUCCAGCUCCCGUCAGUUGACGACAGUACUUGGGCCUUCGCCGCUGUGCAAGGGACAUUCCAGAAUUCGGUUUGGGGACAACCAACCCUCCCACCUGUCCUUCCCCUCACUGGUUCAAACUGGAUCUGGACGUCCGACAAUGUGGGUGGUAACGCUCCAGUUGGAUCUCGUGCUUUCAGAAAGACAAUCAAACAAUGUACCAAAGUCGCGGUCUGCGCCACUGUCUUGAUUUCCGCUGACAACCAUUAUACAUUAUACGUUAAUGGAGCCACAGUCGGAUCCGGUUCCAGCUUCUCUGCCGCCGAUGCCUACACCAUCCCCAACCUCCUACCUACCUUCAACACUUUUGCCAUCAAUGCAACGAACGACGCUGGUCCCGCUGGCGUCAUUGCAACUAUCUUCAUCACAUACCGAGAUGGUUCUAACGAAACGGUCGUCACUGACGGCAGCUGGAAGGCCGCCCUGACACUUCCUCAAGGAUUCGAGUCAUCUUCAUUCGACGAUUCUGCUUGGCAGAAUGCAAAGGUUGUUGGUGCUUAUGGGGUGGCGCCCUGGGGCGGCGCAUUGACUAUCCCCAGGGCUUAA